CAUUUAAAAUGAUAACCUGAAGAAUGAAAUAUUGGAUCAAUAACACAUUCUGUUGCAAUGCAACAGAGUUUGAUCAAUAAGUUUAUAGAUAAAAAAUAAAUAGCAAAUUUUUGGUGAUACUCCUGUUUCAUUUAUUCAAAAAUGGGAAAUACAGAGAGUAAUGUUACCAGUGGUGUUAAAAAACAAGCUGGGGCUUCUAUGCAAGCCAUUUAUAAAUUAUGUAAUUUAAAAGGUGGUGGUCUACUUGUUGAGCUCAUGAAAAGAGCUGCACAAAACAAACAGUACGCUGAAAUAGAUCAUGCCAUAAAAACCAAGGUUGAACAAUUUCUUUACAAUAAAGGACAAGGGCGUUAUUUUCCAAUUGUGGAUCUAGUUUUACUGAGAAACGCUGAGAGAGGACGUCAUAAAUUGGUGAGUAGAAAGUCUGACGACUGUAUGAUCACUGAUAAUUUUUUCUGCUUUCAGCUGCCCCCUUUACGGGCAAUGGAGAAUCCGGAAGAUUAUGAAAUAAAUGAAAACGCACCAGAAGUUACAGAAGAAGAAUACCGCAAAAAUCCGCAUCUCUACAGGCACGUUUGCUGGAAAAUAAAGGAGAGAGGAGCAGUUGGCGAAACAAUUUUACAUUUAUGUCUCCUGAAUGCAACUUCCUUGCAUGCUGACCUCGCCAAGAGACUUCUUCGAUUUUACCCCAGACUGAUAAAUGAUAUUUACAUGUCAGAUGAAUAUUAUGGGGAAAAUGUGCUUCAUAUUGCGAUAGUGAAUGAAGAUCCUGGAAUGGUUAAAUUUCUCUUGGGCUCCGGGGUCAACUUCCAAGAACGUUGUUUUGGAAAUUUCAUGUGUCCAGAAGACCAGAAAUCCUCAAGAACAGAUUCCUUAACCCAUGAAUGGGUAAACGUUUGCCCGGAAACCAAUUACGAAGGAUACGUCUAUUGGGGUGAAUAUCCGUUAACCUUUGCUGCAUGUUUAGGGCAAGAGGAAUCUUUCAGGCUCAUAUUAGCUAAAGGCGCGGAUCCCAACGCUCAAGACACCAAUGGAAACACCGUGCUUCACCUUUUAGUCAUUUAUGAAAAACUCGUAAGUUUUUCCUCAAUAUUCAAUUCAAUUGAAAAAAACUAUACGAAUUUUCAGGAAGCUUUUGACAUGGCAUACGAAGUUGGAGCGAAGCUUUCCAUUAGGAAUGUUUUGCAGUUAACACCUCUCACAUUAUCAGCUAAACUGGCUAGAGUAGAAAUAUUCUUUCACAUUUUGAAUAUAGAGAGGGAAAUCUACUGGCAAAUUGGUAGCAUUACUUGUGCCGCUUAUCCUUUAUCACAAAUUGAUACUAUUGAUGUAGAAACUGGAAGAAUCAGUAAAGUGUCGGCUUUAAAUUUGGUUGUUUUUGGUGACAAAGACGAACAUUUGGAGCUUUUGGAUGGGGUUCUGAUAGACUUGUUGAAAACGAAAUGGAACACAUUCGUAAAAUUUAAAUUUUAUAGGCAAUUCUUCACGUUUGCGUUUUAUUUCUUGAUAUCUUUGGUAGCCUUCACUUUGAGACCUGGACCUCCCAUGCAACAUCAUCAAACAUCAAACAAGUCGAUGAAUUCAACGAACCAUCCUACCAAUCUCUUGAACCAUACCAUAAUUGACUUCAAGAUUGAAAACCUCACCUUAACAAAAGAUGAUGGCAAUGUGGAUAUGGAAGAAUGGUGGGAGAAUUUACAAGAGGAAUGUAGAUUGAUGGAUUUGUCAGCUAGGGAGUCGCAAAUAAGAUUCUUCUGCGAAGUUGCAAUGACAAUUGGCGCAUUCAGUUACCUUGCAGCUGCUGUAAGAGAAGCGAGAUUUUUGGGAUUAAGAAUGUUUUUCGAGAAUUUGAUGACGGCACCAUCAAGGGUGAUGUUCCUCUUUUCCUGCAUUCUCAUGCAAAUUGUACCUUGGUUAAGAUUAGCCUGUCAAGACGAAUUCGAAGACUUCAUUGCAGUCAUCAUUAUGCUCACAACAGCUCCUUAUUUUUUGUUUUUCUGCAGAGGUUUCAAAACUGUUGGACCAUUUGUUGUUAUGAUUUACAGAAUGGUGAUGGGAGAUUUGAUCAGAUUUGCAACCAUAUAUUUGGUCUUCGUUAUGGGAUUUUCACAAGCUUUCUAUUUGAUAUUUCUUUCUUAUGACAAUCCACUGACCCCAGAUGAUGUUGACGAUUCAGCAACAAAUCCAAUGUCUACACCGAUUGAAUCAAUAAUGGCCAUGUUUCUGAUGUCAAUGACGAAUUUCGGUGAUUACUAUGGGGCCUUCGAAAAAACAGAACACGAAAUUUUAGCGAAGUUUCUCUUUGUAAUGUUUAUGGUGAUCGUUUCCAUCUUGUUGAUAAACAUGUUGAUUGCGAUGAUGGGAAAUACCUAUCAGAAGAUAGCAGAAACUCGAAAUGAAUGGCAAAGACAAUGGGCUCGAAUUGUUCUGGUAGUUGAAAGAGGUGUUAGUCCUGAAGAAAGAUUGAAACAGUUGAUGGUUUAUUCUCAACCCAUGUCAGAUGGUCGAAGAGCACUUGUUCUUAGAUUGAAUCAAUCGAAUGAAGAUAAAGAAGAAAUGAAAGAAAUACUUGAGAUGAAAAGACGCCACGAUAGAAAUCUCAAGAAAAGAGAGGAAAAGUUACAGAAAUGAACAAAAUUAUUUAAACAAACUGUGAAUAAAA
Coccinella septempunctata (seven-spotted ladybird) is the source of this 2662-nucleotide messenger RNA. It is a transcript of the gene nan, whose product is annotated as transient receptor potential cation channel subfamily V member 5. Lineage: Eukaryota; Metazoa; Arthropoda; Insecta; Coleoptera; Coccinellidae. Gene Ontology annotation, biological process: calcium ion import across plasma membrane. The transcript is spliced from 15 exons. Gene Ontology annotation, molecular function: protein binding; calcium channel activity. The record is from RefSeq and is a predicted model, not a curated record. Bases 142 to 2631 code for a protein of 829 amino acids. Gene Ontology annotation, cellular component: membrane.